CAGAAAGUCUACGUCCAGCAGCGGAGCAGCAGCAUCUUCUUCGUGGCCGACCGGAAUCGGACCCUGAGUUCCUGUAAAAAGGACCUGGACCGCUUAAAGAAGGAGCUGCAGGAGCUGUGAGGCGGAGGCGGCCAUGUGCGGCAUCUUCUGUGCGCUGAGCCCACCGGCGACCCGGAUCCAGGAGGACGCCGAGUUGCGGGACUUCCUGCGGAGCAGAGGGCCGGACUCUAGUCAGGACCUGACGGUCUGCGGGUCCGACCCGGGGUACCGCUGCUUCUUCUCGGCCCACGUUCUCCACAUGAGGGGCCUCCUGACCCCUCAGCCGCUGCGGGACGGUGCCGGGAACGUCCUGCUGUGGAACGGGGAGGUGUUCGCAGGCCUGGAGGCGGAGCCUGAGGAGAACGACACUGCCGCCGUUUCUGGGAGGCUGGAGUCCUGUAGAACCGCUGCAGAGGUCCUGUCGGUUCUGGCCGAGGUCCGCGGGCCGUGGGCCUUCGUCUACCACCAGAGGGAGCAGAACUUCCUGUGGUUCGGCAGAGACUUCCUGGGUCGGCGCAGCUUGCUGUGGAGAAGCACUUCCGGGUCGCUGGUUCUGAGCUCGGUGGCGGCUCAGCCCACCGGGUCGGACGGGGACUGGAGGGAAGUCCCGGCAGCCGGAGUGUUCCGGGUGGAUCUGGAGGAGUUCGGACGGACCGGUUCCCUCUCAGUGGAGGCGUUUCCCUGGGACGGCGCCGCCGCCGCCGAGCCCGGAUCCUCUCCCAGCGACUGCCAGGUGGUUCUGAACAGGGACGGCCUGCUCCUCCCCUCGCCGGUCGCUCCUUUAAAUCUAUCCCUCCCUCCCCCCUCGGGUCGCUCGGAACCACCUCCAGAAUCCCGCCUCUCACCUCCCCCCUCGGGUCGCUCGGAACCACCUCCAGAAUCCCGCCUCUCAGCCUGGGAGGACCUGCUGGCUGAGGCGGAGUGGCGGCGCGAUGAGGCGGAGCGUCUGAUCCACGUUCUGAACGAGGCUGUGAGGAGGCGGGUCCAGCUGGCGCCGCCCAGACCCGCCGGUUCCGCCUCCGUGGCCGUCCUCUUCUCCGGAGGCGUGGAUUCCAUGAUCCUGGCCGCCUUGGCGGACCGCCAUGUUCCAUCCCAUCAGCCCAUCGAUCUGCUCAACGUGGCGUUCCAGCGCCGGGAACCUAAACCGCAGAAGAAGAAGCUCCAGCAGGCGGCCGGCGCGCGGACAUCAGACCCGUUCGACGCUCCCGACAGACUCACAGGAAGGGCGGGUCUGGAGGAGCUGCGGAGCCUCAGCCCAGACAGGAAGUGGAACUUUGUGGAGAUCAAUGUGACGCUGGAGGAGCUGCAGGAAGCGCGGCGCCGGCGGAUCCGUCACCUGCUGCACCCUUUGGACACGGUGCUGGACGACAGCAUCGGCUGCGCCGUGUGGUUCGCCGCCAGGGGGGCGGGGCUGGUCCUGGAGGACGGCGCUCCGAGGGCCUUCACCUCCUCCGCUAAGGUCAUCCUGUCUGGGAUCGGGGCCGAUGAGCAGCUGGCAGGUUACUCCCGUCACAGAGUCCGCUUCCAGACAUCUGGACACCAGGGACUCCUCCAGGAACUGUCCAUGGAGCUGGCCAGGAUCUCCUCCAGGAACUUGGGCCGAGACGACCGAGUGAUCACGGACCACAGCAAGGAGGCCAGGUACGGGUUCCUCCAGGGACCGCCUUUCCCAGAACCAUCUGCUGAAUCUCUGGACCUCUUUGGAUUUCUAGUCCACCUUUUAAUCCCAUUUCAUUAAUUUACAUCUGGAGUU
This is a messenger RNA of Cyprinodon variegatus (sheepshead minnow), 1792 nucleotides long. It is a transcript of the gene asnsd1, whose product is annotated as asparagine synthetase domain containing 1. The transcript has 3 exons. NCBI's taxonomy places the organism in Eukaryota, Metazoa, Chordata, Actinopteri, Cyprinodontiformes, Cyprinodontidae. The coding region runs from base 134 to 1777 and encodes 547 amino acids. Gene Ontology annotation, molecular function: asparagine synthase (glutamine-hydrolyzing) activity. The record is from RefSeq and is a predicted model, not a curated record.